Molecule: messenger RNA, 3522 nt
Organism: Otolemur garnettii (small-eared galago)
Lineage: Eukaryota; Metazoa; Chordata; Mammalia; Primates; Galagidae
Gene: NEK10
Product: NIMA related kinase 10
Exons: 37
Coding region: 1-3522 (1173 amino acids)
Biological process (GO): protein phosphorylation
Molecular function (GO): ATP binding; protein serine/threonine kinase activity
Source: RefSeq, a predicted model, not a curated record
AUGCCUGAUCAAGACAAAAAGGUGAAGAUCACGGAGAAAUCAACAGAUAAAAAACAGCAAGGAAUCGUCGCCAGGGACUAUUCAGAUCUUAAAAGACUUCGGUGCCUUUUGAACGUUCAGUCAAGCAAACAACAGCUUCCAGCCAUUAACUUCGAUAGUGCCCAAAAUAGCAUGACGAAGUCUGAGCCCACCAUCAAGGUGGGUGGAUACAGAGCUCGAGGUCAGUGGCAUGAGUCCACAGAAGCUGUUGAACUUGAAAAUUUUAGUAUAAACUACAAGAAUGAGAGAAAUUUCAGCAAACAUCCACAGCAUAAACUAUUUCAGGAGAUCUUUACAGCCUUGGUGAAAAAUAGACUCAUCUGCAGAGAGUGGGUUAAUCGAGCCCCAUCUAUUCAUUUUCUGAGAGUGUUAAUCUGUCUGAGGCUACUAAUGAGGGAUCCAUGUUACCAGGAAUUGCUCCAUAACUUGGGUGGGAUCGGAGACCUAGCUCAGUACAUGGAGAUUGUGGCCAAUGAGUACCUUGGCUAUGGAGAAGAGCAGCACAGUGUGGACAAGCUGGUCAACAUGACAUAUAUUUUUCAAAAACUUGCUGCUGUAAAAGACCAAAGAGAAUGGGUUACUACAAGUGGAGCCCACAAGACAUUAGUAAAUUUACUUGGUGCCCGAGAUACAAAUGUUCUGUUGGGUUCCCUUCUGGCUCUGGCUAGUUUAGCAGAAAGUCCAGAAUGUAGGGAGAAGAUAAGUGAACUCAACAUUGUAGAAAAUCUAUUGAUGAUUUUACAUGAGUAUGACUUGCUUUCCAAAAGACUAACUGCGGAGUUGCUGCGCCUACUUUGUGCCGAACCCCAGGUGAAAGAGCAGGUGAAGCUCUAUGAGGGGAUUCCUGUCCUCCUCAGUCUGCUCCACUCUGACCACUUGAAGCUGCUCUGGAGUGUUGUGUGGAUUCUGGUCCAGGUUUGUGAGGACCCUGAGACCAGUGUGGAAAUUCGCAUUUGGGGAGGCAUCAAGCAGCUUCUUCAUAUUUUAAGAGGAGACAGAAAUUUUGUUUCUGACCGUUCUUCCAUUGGAAGCCUGUCUAGUGCAAAUGCUGCCGGGCGAAUCCCGCAGCUUCAUUUAUCAGAUGAUUUAAGCCCUCAGGAAAUACAAGAAAAUACUUUCUCUCUUCAAGCAGCCUGCUGCGCUGCCCUCACUGAACUGGUGCUCAAUGACACCAACGCACACCAGGUGGUUCAGGAAAAUGGUGUAUAUACAAUAGCAAAAUUAAUUUUACCAAAUAAACAAAAGAAUGCAGCAAAAACAAAUCUUUUACAGUGUUAUGCUUUCAGAGCCUUGAGGUUUCUCUUCAGUAUGGAAAGAAACAGACCACUCUUUAAAAGACUUUUCCCCACGGACUUGUUUGAGAUUUUCAUUGACAUAGGACAUUAUGUUCGUGAUAUCAGUGCUUAUGAAGAAUUAGUAUCAAAGUUGAACUUAUUAGUGGAGGAUGAACUGAAGCAAAUUGCUGAAAACAUUGAAAGCAUUAAUCAGAACAAAGCUCCUUCGAAAUACAUAGGCAACUAUGCGAUUUUGGAUCAUCUCGGAAGUGGAGCUUUUGGCUGUGUUUACAAGGUUAGAAAGCGAAGCGGUCAAAAUCUUUUAGCAAUGAAAGAGGUCAAUUUGCAUAACCCAGCAUUUGGAAAAGAUAAAAAAGAUCGAGACAGCAGUGUAAAGAAUAUUGUUUCUGAAUUAACAAUAAUUAAAGAGCAGCUUUACCAUCCCAAUGUUGUACGCUAUUACAAAACAUUUCUGGAAAAUGAUAGACUGUACAUAGUUAUGGAGCUUAUUGAAGGAGCCCCACUUGGAGAACAUUUCAGUUCUUUGAAGGAAAAACAACACCAUUUCACUGAAGAAAGACUAUGGAAAAUAUUUAUACAGCUGUGUUUAGCUCUUCGAUACUUACACAAGGAGAAGAGGAUUGUUCAUAGAGAUCUGACGCCAAACAACAUUAUGUUGGGGGAUAAGGAUAAAGUAACAGUUACUGACUUUGGCCUGGCAAAGCAAAAACAAGAAAACAGUAAACUCACAUCUGUUGUUGGAACAAUCCUGUAUUCUUGCCCUGAGGUACUGAAGAGUGAGCCAUAUGGGGAGAAGGCUGACGUCUGGGCAGCAGGUUGCAUCCUUUAUCAGAUGGCAACUCUGAAUCCUCCCUUCUACAGCACCAACAUGCUGUCUUUGGCUACGAAAAUAGUGGAAGCGGUCUAUGAACCAGUGCCAGAAGGUAUCUACUCUGAAAAAGUGACAGACACCAUUGGCAGGUGCCUCACUCCUGAUGCAGAAGCCCGUCCAGAUAUUGUAGAAGUCAGUUCGAUGAUAUCAGAUGUUAUGAUGAAAUAUUUAGAUGACUUAUCUACAUCCCAACUCGCCUUGGAGAAGAAGCUGGAACGGGAACGGAGGCGCACACAGAGGUAUUUCAUGGAAGCCAACCGGAAUGCUGUCACAUGUCACCAUGAGCUGGCUCUGCUGUCUCACGAAACCUUUGAGAAAGCAAGCUUGAGUAGCAGCAGCAGUGGAGCAGCCAGCCUGAAAAGCGAACUUUCAGAAAGCGCAGACCUGCCCCCUGAGGGCUUCCAGGCCCCCUGUGGUAAGGAUGAAGACAGGGCCUGUGAUGAAAUCCUGUCGGAGGAUAACUUCAACCUGGAAAAUAUUGAGAAAGAUAUAUAUUCAGAGCUUGAUGAUGAAUUGGACAUUUCGGAUAACUCCAGCAGCUCCAGUUCCAGCCCUCUGAAAGAAUCUACCUUCAGCAUUUUAAAGAGAAGUUUUAGUGCUUCAGGAGGAGAAAGACAAUCCCAAACAAGGGACUUUCCUGGUGGAAUAGGAUCAAGACCAAGACCAGCUUUGCUGCCUCUUGACCUGCUUCUGAAAGUGCCACCCCUCAUGCUCAGGGCCCACGUUAAGGAAGUAGAGACCGAGUUAGUGACAGGGUGGCAGUCCCACAGCCUUCCUGCUGUGAUUCUUCGAAAUCUCAAAGAUCAUGGGCCACAGAUGAGCACAUUCUUGUGGCAAGCAUCUGCAGGAAUUGCUGUGUCCCAGAGGAAAGUACGUCAGAUCAGUGAUCCUAUUCAGCAGAUACUAAUUCAGCUGCACAAAAUCAUCUACAUCACACAGCUUCCUCCAGCUCUGCACCACAAUUUGAAAAGAAGGAUAAUAGAGAGAUUCAAGAAAUCCCUCUUCAGCCAUCAGAGUAACCCUUGUAAUUUGAAAUCUGAAAUUAAAAAGUUAUCUCAGGGAUCUCCAGAACCAAUCGAGCCCAACUUUUUCACAGCAGAUUACCACUUAUUACAUCACUCAUCAGGGGGAAACAGCCUGUUCCCGAAUGACCUGACAGGUCUACCCACCAGCUUUGAUUUGGAGGAGGGAAUAACAUAUGAACAGAUGCAGACUGUGAUUGAAGAAGUCCUAGAGGAAAGUGGCUAUUACAAUUUUAUAUCUAAAAGGUAUCAUUCCUACCCUUGGGGGACCAAGAAUCAUCCAACCAAAAGAUGA